This is a messenger RNA of Macaca mulatta (Rhesus monkey), 1567 nucleotides long. RefSeq lists its product as uncharacterized. The record is from RefSeq and is a predicted model, not a curated record. Lineage: Eukaryota; Metazoa; Chordata; Mammalia; Primates; Cercopithecidae.
CCCCGCCUUUGUUAUGGUGCGAAGUUGGGCUGUGGGUCCGUCUCUUUCACUUCUUGGGUUACAGUGCAGCCGUGUGACGUCCGCUCCACAUGACGGGGGCGGGGGGCGGGCGCCGGGGGGCGGGGGCGGCGGGCCAGGCCCUCCCCGUGCUUCUCCGCCCCUUCCCGCCCCGCCCACGGCCCUCCUCCUGGCAGCCCAGCAACAAGCGGCCACCGGCCCCACCCCGGGGCGGGCAGAAGCGCAGCAACCCCGCGAUGCUCCCGGAAGACACCGCGUCUCCAACAUUUACACGGAGAUGGUGCUCGGCUCAGGUCGGGUCCGUACGCUUCCCGAGGUGCGUACUACGAGAGCCACACACAUCACUACCGAUAUUCCUGGGAAAGUCAGUGCCACAGUUCCGACCUGAAUCCGAAAGUGCUUCUAAAUCCCAUGCUUCACAGAACGUUCGGAAGGGGAGGCGCUCCGUGGGGGCUGCUGCGUGCCCAUGUAGCUGAACCGACUCGAAUAAAAGCGUGUCCACGUCUACAUCACACAUCUGUGUAAAUGCAGAAGCCUGCGGAUGCGCGGAGCUGGCCAGACUUCACAGUGUGCAGACACAUGGGCUCAUGCACGCGCGCGCGCUCACACACACUCACACCCCAAAUUACCUCCGGGAUGGAGAAAGCCGCUGCGGAUUGGCCAACAGAGCCGUCACUCAUGCCCAGGGGGCAGGGAGACUUCGCAAAGCUGUUUCCUUUUUUUUUUUUCUCUCUCUGCUCUCCUCCCUACCGUUUCAUUUAAUGGUAAAACAACAGCAGAGCUCUGAAAGUUAGCCAUCUGCGCGGAGUUUGCCUUCUUUAAGGAGGGAGGCGUCAGACGAUAUCCAUUUAAAUAUAUUUUGUACUUCCACAAAGGAUGGAAAGGGAAAUUAACGAAGGGAGUGGAGGCGGAAAGGGAGCUCCGAGUAAGAAGGAGGGGUCAUCCCGCGGGGGGGGGAGGGGGCGGGGGCCGAGGGCCAACGCUGGGGAAAGAGUUGUUCUCUACACCGAAAAGGGACUUUGACCUUCCAUUGAUCUCUCAAAAUUAAAAAACGUUUCUUCACAGGUCAGAUUGCAACAAACGCUCGUUCCUAAUUUAUGAACUCGUCCUUUUGAUUUUAUUAUUUAAGCAUGCGCCAGCAAUCGUGUUUCCUUAAGAAAGAACUGACCUAUUUUUGGCUGGAGAUAAACGAUCAUGUUAACAGAUGUUAAUCUUGUAAUCUGUUUUUCCUGUAAGCACUUUACCUACCCGGGUUUCAGACCUUAAAAAUAACAUCUUUUCCAAAAAGACCUGACGUCACAAUUCACUCCCUGAAAAAUCACACUCCCCCUCCGGUUUCUUCCCCUGCAAUGAUUUCAAAGACAUUAAAUCUUUUCCACUUUAUAAAUGCUGAUCUGUUCUGCCUCUACUCCCACAGGCUCUUAUUUGCAUUUCAAAUUCCACAGGUUACACCAGUCGCCUUUUCAAAAAAUGUAAACCAACAAUGAAGCAGCAAAUGGCUUUUUGUGCAUCUGGAUUAAAUAAAGCACAGAAUGAAUAUAUUUGAAAA